Messenger RNA from Pipistrellus nathusii (Nathusius's pipistrelle), 1668 nucleotides. Lineage: Eukaryota; Metazoa; Chordata; Mammalia; Chiroptera; Vespertilionidae. The record is from the annotation of a GenBank genome assembly.
AUGGCGGCCGCCGGGGCCGCAGCUACAGACUUAGAGGUGGUCCGAGGCAAGCGCGCCGCCCUCUUCUUUGCUGCCGUGGCCAUCGUGCUGGGGCUGCCGCUCUGGUGGAAGACCACCGAGACCUACCGGGCCUCGCUGCCCUAUUCCGAGAUCAGUGGGCUGAACGCCCUGCAGCUCCGGCUCAUGGUGCCUGUCAGUGUCGUGUUUACCGGAGAGUCAGUGCCGCUGGACGAUCAGGAGAAGCUGCCCUUCACCGUUGUGCACGAGAGAGAGAUCCCUCUGAAAUACAAAAUGAAAAUCAAAUGCCGCUUUCAGAAGGCCUAUCGGAAGACUUUGGUCCAUGAGGAAGAGGCCUUAUCAAUGGGCAGUAUACAAGAGGCAGAAGCCAUGUUAGCUGAGUCACAGGAGCAAGCAGAGGGCUCCCUGACUGUGUACGUGAUCUCUGAACACUCCUCACUUCUCCCCCAGGACAUGAUGAGCUACAUUGGGCCUAAGAGGACAGCAGUGGUGAGAGGAAUAAUGCACCGGGAGGCUUUUAACAUCAUUGGCCACCGCGUAAUCCAAGUAGUCCAGGCCAUGUCUUUGACUGAGGACGUGCUGGCGGCGGCACUGGCUGACCACCUUCCCGAGGACAAGUGGAGCUCUGAUAAGAGGCGGCCUCUCAAAUCCAGCUUGGGCUAUGAGAUCACCUUCAGUUUGCUCAACCCAGACCCCAAGUCCCAUGACGUCCACUGGGACAUCCAGGGAGCUGUCCGGCGCUAUGUGCAGCCCUUUCUGAAUGCCCUCAGUGUCGCUGGCAACUUCUCUGUGGACUCUCAGAUCCUUUACUAUGCAGUGUUGGGGGUAAACCCCCGCUUUGACCCAGCUACCUCUAGCUACUACUUGGCCGCACACAGCCUCCCCCAUGUCAUCAAUCCCGUGGAGUCCCGUCUAGGAUCCAGCGCUGCCUCCCUUUACCCUGUGCUCAACUUUCUACUCUAUGUACCUGAGCUCGCACACUCUCCCCUGUACAUUCAGGACAAGGAUGGCGCUCCAGUGGCCACUAACGCCUUCCACAGCCCCCGCUGGGGUGGCAUUAUGGUAUAUAAUGUGGACCCCAAAGCCUACAAUGCCUCGGAGCUGCCGGUGCGUGUUGAGGUGGACAUGGUGCGAGUGAUGGAGGUGUUCCUGGCUCAGCUACGGCUGCUCUUUGGGAUUGCUCAGCCGCAGGUGCCUCCAAAAUGCCUGUUUUCCAGGCCUAAGGGUGAAGGGCUGAUGACUUGGGAACUAGACCGGCUGCUUUGGGCUCGGUCGGUGGAGAAUCUGGCCACAGCCACUACCACUCUCACUUCUCUGGCCCAGCUUCUGGGCAAGAUCAGCAACAUUGUCAUUAAGGAUGAUGUGGCAUCUGAGGUGUACAGGGCUGUAGCUGCAGUCCAGAAGGCAGCGGAGGAGUUGGCCUCGGGACACCUGGCCUCUGCCUUUGCUGCCAGCCAGGAAGCUGUGACAUCCUCGGAGCGUGCCUUUUUCGAUCCCUCGCUCCUCCAUCUCCUUUAUUUCCCGGAUGACCAGAAGUUUGCCAUCUAUAUCCCGCUUUUCCUGCCUAUGGCUGUGCCCAUCUUCCUGUCUCUGGUCAAGAUCUUCCUGGAGAGUCGCAAGUCCUGGAAAAAGCCAGAGAAGACAGACUGA